Molecule: messenger RNA, 2733 nt
Organism: Anisakis simplex (herring worm)
Lineage: Eukaryota; Metazoa; Nematoda; Chromadorea; Rhabditida; Anisakidae
Source: the annotation of a GenBank genome assembly
AUGAGCGAUACAGCGAAGGCUGCUGAUGAUGCAGCUACUGCGAGUGGGGAGCAAAAAACGUCCGAAAAUUCAGAUGAAGUUGAGAAAAAUGUUAAGAAUAUUCAACGUUGUGUGGUAGAUGCUGUGAAGAGUGCGAAUUUAUUACCGAAGCUAUCGGAAGGCUACGAACUAUUUGCAUCGUUCCCGUUGUAUGCACAGUUUAUGAACGAACAAGAGAAGAGGGUUCUCAGUCUUGAUUUUAAUUUUUUUUUUUCGCUUCCAGUAAAAUUGCAUAGUAAUUUCAGUCUGCGGUCAGUAAUGCGUCAAGCAGGAUGUUCAAUAAGAUUACCGUCGAAAAUAGUGGAUAUUGAUGAAUUGAUUGAUAGUAUCGCUGAAGGGAACGAUUCAAUUGUUGAGAAAGUGGGUAUCCUAUUGGAUCAACUCUCGAAAAAUGCGAAUGCUGAAAAACUUGUGGUUCCCGAACUGGCGAUAGGCGCCGAGCAUAUACCCGAUCUUGGCAGUGGAGUAGCGAACAGUAGUAACUUGUGGCAGCCAGGAUCCGCCGGUCGUUACGCUGCCUUGUCGAUCCGAGCUAAGGCUCUAAGCGCAGGUCGUCUGAAUGAAUCUUCGACGUCAGCAGCAUCGACGCCCGGAACUCCUCCAAGCUUAGAAACAGUGUUCAGUACACCGUGCCUAUCGGCUGCAAAGCGACGAAUUAUCAGAUUGAGUUCACCGUUUUUGCAGAAAGUGCUUGUUAAGCCUCAAUUGGCCUAUUCAAUACCCGUGGACAAUAGCGACCGAGAGUUUGUGUCGAAACUGAAGCAAAAACACAACGCACGAAAUACGGAACAGCCGGAAGAGCGUUUAAGGAUUCGAGAUGAACAGCAGGAAGGAGGGGAUUGUAGUGGGCGAUUGGAGUGGAACAGUGACCAACAGGAGACGGAGAAUGAACAUCCAUAUAAGAGCGAAUUGGAUGGUUUCGAGAUACCCGCGUCUCAGCUGCAGUUAGGUGAAAGACGUCAAGUUAAAGCACUUGAAGACACAGAAUUAGUUAUGGUUGAUACGAUUGAAAAGUUGGAGAAAGUGAGGGAUGAACUGAAUGCGAGCAGCGCAUUUGCGGUCGAUUUGGAGCAUCACUCGUAUCGCUCGUUUCAAGGUCUGACAUGUCUUUUGCAAAUUUCAACGUCGGCGAAAGAUUAUAUCAUUGAUCCAUUCCCAGUAUGGAACGAAAUGCACAUUUUGAAUGAUCCGUUUACAAAUCCAAACAUUUUAAAGGUAUUUCACGGCUCUGAACAUGACGUUCGAUGGCUGCAACGUGAUUUCGGUAUAUACGUUGUGGGAAUGUUUGAUACGUACUGUGCGAUGCACGUGCUUAGUUUUGAGAGAUUCUCUUUGGCGCAUUUGGUGCAGUCGAUUUGUAAUGUGGUACUGGAUAAGGAAUUGCAGAAAGCCGAUUGGAGAGUGAGACCAUUGAGUGCAGCACAUUUGGAGUAUGCACGUAGUGAUACGCAUUACUUAUUGCAUUGUUACGAUGUGCUGAGACAACAGUUGAUCAAUCGAGGAAAUGAGACGAAGAAUUUGUUGCGAACAACAUAUAAUGAAUCUGUAUUGUUGUGUCGUAAUGUAUACGAGAAACCGAAGUUCGACGCGGAAGGUUACGAAGUAUUAUUGAGAGGACGAAAAUCGUUCAAUUCACGUCAGCUGUAUGCACUGCGAGAACUGUGGAAAUGGCGUGAUGAGCGAGCGAGAGCAGAAGACGAGAGCUUGGAAUACGUGCUGCCAAAUUAUAAUUUACUUCAAAUUGCUGAGGUUCUGCCACGUGAAGCGCAGGGAAUUCUGGCCUGUUGCAGUCCGAUUCCACCACUCGUAAAGCAAGAACUGAUCACUCUGCAUCGUAUCGUCUAUGCGGCUCGAGAUCGCCCUCUGGAAUUGAGGCCAACUUUGAAUCUGAAUCAAGCCACGUUGACGUUUGAAUCGUUUGAAACGCAACGUUCAAAAAUGACCAAACAGAAAGCGAUUUUGAGAUCACAUUUGGACUUUUCGAUGACAAAGUUCGAUGAAGAGAUCAGUACAUCGCGUUCGAUUGAUGUGAACGCUGAAGAACUCAGCAAACUGAUCAGUUUGAAGAAAAGUGCCGAAUUGUCUUUAGCCGAUUGUCAACUACCUGCAACGAUGUCGACUGAUUUGCAAAAAAUGGUUGUUGAUGAGAAUAAGGAAAAAGGAGAGGAAGCGAGUGAUCAUCGCGGUGAGGAGGAAGUUUGUGCCGAUAAAAGCGUUUAUAAGAUCGGUCCAGAAGUGGAGUUGGAGAAUGAGAAGCGAGAACAACUUCGGGAAGAGUUGUCACAAUGGGCGACUCCGUAUGAGUGUUUUGUGAUUGCGGUGAAGGAACGACAAACGCGAGAAACUGAGGCAAGCAGUUUGGAAACGUGUUUGAAGGAGAAGGCGAAGGCAGAUGCUCAAAAGAACGCAAAAUCAGGCGAUUCUGUGGAGAAGAAUGGUACAGGUGAAGAAGGAGGAGAAGGAGAGAAGAAAUUGUGGUCACAUCUUGAUCCUGCAUCUGAAAGACCUGUAUUCUUGGAGAAGAAGGAAGACAUAUCAGCGAGUGAAAUGAGAGCAAAACGACAACAAGAAGCGGAGGCUGCCAUAGGAAUGACUGAAGAAAUGACUCUGACCAAGAAAGCACUGAAAAGGAAACACAAAUUUGUUAGUACUACUGAAGUGUUCGUUAGCGUUUAUCUUUAUCCAGUUCAGUGA